Molecule: messenger RNA, 982 nt
Organism: Cephus cinctus (wheat stem sawfly)
Lineage: Eukaryota; Metazoa; Arthropoda; Insecta; Hymenoptera; Cephidae
Exons: 3
Coding region: 221-709 (162 amino acids)
Source: RefSeq, a predicted model, not a curated record
UUCUCCAAUGCGAGCGAACAGAACGUGCGAGAAUAACGAGCGUUAUCCAUCUAGAAAAGAAUAUCUCAUUAUACGUGCCAGUAUUGUUUCUUUCAAGAAUAAAAAAUUUGUUUUUUUUUAAUUUUUUACAUAAAAUCACGGAUUAGCAAUAAUUUGUAUAAAUCCUCUUGCAACCCGUUAGCAAUCGGAUACGUUCCGGGUGCAAUAUAAAAUUUUGAAAAUGUGUCAAAUUUGGAAAAUUUUCCUCGUGGGAGUAUUUGUUGGUUCUUCCCAAGGACAAUUUGAUUUCGGCAGCGACUGGACCGGCGGAUUGUUCCACGACAUAAACGGAUUCGGUACAAAGAUUAACGAUGACAUUUCAAACCUCAACCAGCAAAUUCAACAAGAUGUGCAGAAACAAAUAAACGACGUUAACAAAGAAAUUUUGGAUGAGAUAGCGAAGGCGCAGAAAGAUGGCACCAUGACUUCCAGCGGACAGUCAGUUUCUGUCAGUAAUAUCAAUGGCCGUCAACGAACGUUUAUAUCCGGUCAUACGAAAUCUGGUCAACUUUAUUACCGUGAAACCGAGGAGCAAGUUAUUAACAACAUUUUGCAUCACACUGAUAGAGUUUACGACAAGAACAAGAAAAUUAUCAGAGAAACCUCUUACACUCUCGAUCUGUCGAAUCCAAAUGCAAAGCCUGUUCCAGUUAAUUCGAAAUCAGACUAAAGCUACGAAUAUAUUGUAUUGUCGUUAUUCCCGGUAUCUUUGUAUUCGUUAUACACGCUUUUCGGCUUUGUGAAAGUCGACAAUUUUUUUUUCUCAUUUGUUUUUUCCUUCGUUUAAAAUACGUAGCUAUAUGUGUAAUAGGGCAAUUAAGUCUUAGCAAAUUAUAAAACUUGGUAUGUUUUAUGAUAGCUGACGUAAUGUUGCUUCUGUGUAAGAAACAAAAAAAUGUUAUUAUUAUCAAAAGACAAAUAUUAAAAUUACAAAGAAAUUUCA